This is a messenger RNA of Colletotrichum tamarilloi, 294 nucleotides long. RefSeq lists its product as uncharacterized. The record is from RefSeq and is a predicted model, not a curated record. The coding region runs from base 1 to 294 and encodes 97 amino acids. The transcript has 3 exons. Lineage: Eukaryota; Fungi; Ascomycota; Sordariomycetes; Glomerellales; Glomerellaceae.
AUGGUCUAUUUCGCCUCUCUUGCAACGGUCUUACUCGCGGCCACUACUGUCAUAGCCCAGCUUCCUGCACCAGGCGAGUCGGUAGACUGCGACUGCACAACCCUCCGAAAUGGAGGAGUCGUACCUGACGAUGACGGUGUAAGGAAGGGCUGUGCUGGACGCGGAUCUCUCGUCACUCGAAAUGGUGAUCUUAAGUGCGUUAUCGUUGAGGAUGGUACCCCGGACCACAACCGAGCUAGAGAUUUUGUCAGAAAUUGCUCCCUGCACGGGUCGUGCGGCUGGGUUGGACAAUAA